AUGGUUAAUCAUAAUAUUAAAAAAGAGAAUCUAAGAAAGAAAAAAGGCAUUGUAAUCGAAGAAAAUUUAUUAAAACAAUUUCCUUUACAACAAUUAAAUUUUUAUGCAUUCAAAGAUGGUAUUAGUUUGAUUGGAGCCUUUAAUAUCCAAGCAUUUGGUCUUAAAAAGUUAGAAAAUGAUGAUAUAAUAAAAAUAAUCAUUCAUAUCCUUCGACGAUACAAUAUUGUUCUUUGCCAAGAAGUUCAUUUUAAUGAAAAAAUGAUUGAGAAACUUGUCAAUAUGCCAGGACAUGCAUUCGGCAAAAUAAAAGCAUUAGUAACUGAUAUAUAUGCUUAUGUUAAAGAGAAAUCAGUAAAAAGAAGUGGUCUUUCUCAUUUAUUAAGUCUAUUAUGUUUGAAUACAAAAGAAGUAACAAUUUUUAGAGAAAAUUGUGGACAUAUAAUUUUGAUGGGUGAUUUCAAUGCAUCAGGUUCUUAUCUUAAAGAAACAAAGCAAGAAGAACUUGAUGAAAUAUUGAUUCAAAACAAUCUGAUGUGGGUAAUUAGUCAUUCAUGUGAUACUACUGUUGCUUCUAAUCGUACAGCCUAUGAUAGGUUUAUAUUCGAGAUAAAGAAUAAAAACAGAUUGAUUGAAGAUGCCAGGAUUUUGGAAUUUGACAAAUUUUGA
Racocetra persica is the source of this 666-nucleotide messenger RNA. The record is from the annotation of a GenBank genome assembly. Lineage: Eukaryota; Fungi; Glomeromycota; Glomeromycetes; Diversisporales; Gigasporaceae.